Messenger RNA from Apaloderma vittatum (bar-tailed trogon), 1010 nucleotides. It is a transcript of the gene AMDHD2, whose product is annotated as amidohydrolase domain containing 2. Gene Ontology annotation, biological process: N-acetylglucosamine catabolic process. Gene Ontology annotation, molecular function: N-acetylglucosamine-6-phosphate deacetylase activity. NCBI's taxonomy places the organism in Eukaryota, Metazoa, Chordata, Aves, Trogoniformes, Trogonidae. The annotation marks the transcript as partial. The record is from RefSeq and is a predicted model, not a curated record. The transcript is spliced from 9 exons.
GAGGCUUUGGGGUGGACUUCUCCCUGGCUACAGAUGACUUCAAAUCAGGGAUUGACCUGGUCAGUCAGAAAAUCCUCUCCCAUGGAGUGACUUCCUUCUGUCCCACCCUGGUGACCUCUCCUCCAUCUGUGUACCACCAAGUUCUCCCUCAGAUCAGUAUCCAAGAUGGUGGAGCCCACGGAGCAGGUAUCCUGGGGGCCCAUCUGGAAGGACCGUUCAUCAGCAAGGAGAAGAAAGGGGCGCACCCGGAGCACUGCCUCCGUACCUUUGAGGAAGGUGCCUUCCAGGACCUUCUUGCCACCUACGGCUCCCUGGACUGUGUCCGGAUUGUCACCCUGGCCCCGGAGAUGAAGAGGAGCAGUGAGGUGAUCCGGGAGCUCACCAAGCGGGGCAUCUGUGUGUCGCUCGGUCACUCGGUGGCUAAUCUCUCCCAGGCCGAGGAGGCCGUGCAGCACGGCGCUACCUUCAUCACUCACCUCUUCAAUGCCAUGUUGCCGUUCCACCAUCGCGACCCCGGCAUUGUGGGGCUGCUGACAAGCGACAAGAUUCCCGCUGGGCGGAGGGUCUUCUACGGCAUGAUCUCCGACGGCAUCCACACCAACCCUGCCGCCCUGCGCAUCGCCCACCGAGCCCACCCCAAAGGCCUAGUGCUGGUGACAGAUGCGAUCGCUGGCAUGGGACUGGCUCCAGGUCGGCACACGCUGGGUCAGCAGGUGGUGGAGAUCGAUGGGCUGAACACCUACAUUGCAGGCACGAAGACCCUGAGCGGUAGCGUGGCAACCAUGGACACGUGUGUGCGACACUUCCAAGAAGCCACAGGGUGCUCGGUAGAGACUGCGUUGGAGGCAGCGUCUCUGCAUCCCGCCCAGCUCCUGGGCAUUGAACACAAAAAGGGGACACUAAAUUAUGACUCUGAUGCAGAUUUCCUGCUGCUGAAUGACAGUCUGUACGUGCAAGCCACAUACAUCGCCGGCGAGGAAGUCUGGAGGCAGGAAACGUUAGGGAUGUGA